Molecule: messenger RNA, 3084 nt
Organism: Calypte anna (Anna's hummingbird)
Lineage: Eukaryota; Metazoa; Chordata; Aves; Apodiformes; Trochilidae
Gene: SYCP1
Product: synaptonemal complex protein 1
Exons: 31
Coding region: 22-2964 (980 amino acids)
Biological process (GO): meiotic DNA repair synthesis; chiasma assembly; lateral element assembly
Cellular component (GO): synaptonemal complex; male germ cell nucleus; transverse filament
Molecular function (GO): double-stranded DNA binding
Source: RefSeq, a predicted model, not a curated record
CCUGACCUUUCCUCCGUGGCCAUGGAAAAAGAAAAACCGUUUAAAUUGUUCGUGCCGCCGCGCCUGAGCGGUGGUCAGGUGUCUGCAGUUAAACCCCAGACAAGCACUCGGGCAACGGGGCUGUGUCAGGGUUUUAACAGAUGUCCAGAUGAUGAUUUUAAUUUGCCAUUUGUAAUGGCAUCGAACCAUGGUGAAAUCACUGAUUCGGAUGCAAUUUCACAGCAAGUAAAACUUUGCUCUGAGGUAGAUGAAGAGACUAUAGAAACAAUGAAUGAGUUGUAUGCAAAGCUCUACAAAGAGGCUGAGAAGAUCAAGCUGUGGAAGCUAACUGUAGAGUCAGAAUUAAAGCAGAAAGAAAGAAAACUGCAAGAAAAUGGAAAGAUUAUUGAAGCACAGCGUAAAGCCAUUCAAGAGCUGCAGUUUGAAAAUGAAAAACUAAGUUUAAAACUGGAGGAUGAAAUCUGUGAAAAUAAAGAUCUCCUAAAGGAAAACAGUGCUUCAAGGCAUCUGUGUAAUCUGCUCAAGGAGACCUGUAGUCACUUCACAGAGAAGUCUACCAAAUAUGAGCAUGAAAGAGAAGAAACAAGACAACUAUAUGUUGAACUUAAUAACAGUGUUGAAAGAAUGAUAAUGGCAUUUGAAGAACUUCGUGUGCAAGCAGAGAACACCAGACUGGAAAUGUGUUUCAGAUUAAAAGAAGAAGCAGAAAAAGUGGACAAGUUUGAAAAAGAAUGCAAACUGGAAGUCAGCAUGAAGGAGAAGCAGAUUUCAGUUCUUACCAUACAGAAUGAUGAAAAAGAUAAUUUAAUACAAGACAUCAAGACUCAGCUGCAUGAAUCCAGAAAUAAGAUAGCUGACUUAGAAGAAGCAAGAAGACAUGAAGGAGAAAUGUUGAAAGAAUCCAAGAUCAAUCAAGAAUACUUGAGGUCAGAACUGGAAGAUGCCAAACUUUCAUUGCAAAAAAAAGAGGUCACUCAAAAGGUCUUAGAAACUGAAUUGCAGAACUCGGUGAAAGCAUUAACUCAGGUCACUGAAGAAAAAGAAGCACAUGUGGAGGAAUGUGAAAAAAUUAAGUUGUUGCAUGCAUCUGUCAGAGAGGAGCUUGAGGCUUCUAUUUCCAAUUUGAAAAGCUUGCUACAAAAAGAGCAAACUAGAUUGGAGAAAUAUGAAGAUGAGUCAAAGCUACUUGCCUUGGAGCUCAGAAAUAAGUCAGCUGAACUGGAAGAGAUGAAUAAACUAAAAUGUGACAAAGAAAUGCAACUUGAAGAGAUGUCAGAAACACUGGGGAAAGUUGAAGGACUUUUAACAAAGAAGAAAGAUCUUGAGGCUACUGUGGAAAGUUUGCAGGAGAGAGAAGAAGAAAUGAAAAAUGUUCUCCAAAUGAGAGAGAAAGAAAUAAACGAUUUGAAAGUGCAGCUGAGUAGUGCAGUUGAAAAGGAACAAAGUUAUAUAAAAGAGCUCACAACACUGAAUAGAGAUCUUGAACGAGAGGCGCAAAAGAAUGGACAACUAACAGUGUAUAUUGAUAAGCUUUUAUUAGAAAAAGAACAAAUAGUACAAGAAAAGAGUGGUAUGGCUACACAACUCAAGAAACUGCAAGCAAUUAAUGAGGAUAGUAGAAAAAAAGAAGAAAAUACAAAGCAGUUAGUUGAAAGACUGGAAGAAGCAAAUGACCAUCUAAGGCAAGAACUGGAGUCUUUGAAGGAGAAGAUGGCAAAGAAAGGUGAAGAGAUCAAAAGUAAACUGGAUGAAACAGAAGAAAAUGCUAAGAGUGUUGAAAAUGAAAUGUCAAGAAAGGAAAAGCAGUUGAAGAAUCUAGAAAAUAAGUUCAAUAAUUUAAAGAAACAGAUGGAAAAUAAAAUCAAAUGCAUUGAAGAGUUGCAACAGGAGAAUAAGGUGCUGAAAAAGAAAAUUACUGCAGAAAGCAAGAAAGCAAGUAUUUAUGAGGGGAAGGUGAAUAAAUUACAGUUAGAGAUGGAAAAUAUGAACAAGCAACAUAAGGAAGUGGUUGACAGCUAUCAAAAAGAGAUUGAAACAAAAGAAGUAAAUGAAAAUAAACUUCUUGAAGAGGUAGAAAAGAUGAGGUUGCUUGCAGAUGAAGCAACAGUAAUACAGAGAGAAACUGAUAUCCGAUGUCAGCACAAGAUAACUGAAAUGGUGGCACUUAUGGAAAAACACAAACAUGAAUAUGACAAAAUGGUUGAAGAAAAAGACACGGAGUUAAAACUUUAUAAAAUAAAAGAGCAAGAGCAGAUAUUAUCAAAAAGAUCAAUGGAAAGCGAGCUUUUGUGUUUGAAAAGUGAACUGUCAUCCCUUAAGGAACAACUUAAAGCAGAAAUUGAAGAGAAGGAGAACCUUGCAAAAAAAUACGCCUCAAAUAUGGUUCCUGAAAAUGAAAAGAAGCACAAGAAAAUACAAACACAUUUUUCUGAGACUCCUAAACUUGAUACACAUCUGGACUGUGCAUCUAUCAAUGUAAAAAGUAGAAAGUCUCACACUGAUACUCCUACAGGAGUCAACAUAGUGGAAAAGAAAAAAAUUACUCCUUCAGUAUCUGCAAAAAGCCCAUUGGGUAGUCCACCAUUAAAGACAUACAUUAUAAAGACUCCUCCAGUACAUAAGCUGCAAAGUGAAAGCACAAAUCUCCAUGCAGAACAAUGCAUGAGGAAAAAGCAGAAAGUUUUUCUACGGCUGGAUGCUCAGUCUGAUAGUUCUGAACACAGUGACCUCCUGAGCAUAGUCUCAGAGGAAGAAAUGUUUAAAACCUUGUACAAAGAUUAUCCCCAAGCUUCGCAUUUAUGUGGGAUGACACCAAAAAAGAAACCAGCUACAUUAAACCUGAAAACUCCAGGUUCUGUACUGAAACUUACAACCAUGAGAAAAAUGCGAGAGGCUGGAUGGACUGCAGUUUCUAAAAUGGACAGGAAAAGAAAAAUGAAAGAAGCAGAAAAGCUCUUUAAUUAAAAUGAAAAAAUAACUAGUGUGCUAGCAUUAACUGAUUAGUAUAACCAAUAGCAGCAUUAUUAUUCUUUCAGAGUUAGUACAUUGUUGGAUUUUCCUAUAAUAUUUAGUGUGUUUAAUAUG